UUCGUACGCACACAACUUUUCUUCCUUCUUCAUACCACAACAAAAUUUCUUUGACGCACACACUCUUCUUCAAGUCUUCAACCACAACGAAGCAAUACACCACACACACCUUCCUUCAAGUCGUCAAUACUCUACAUACCUAAUCAUCCAUCAUGGCUCCCGCAAUUGGUCCCGCGAUAGGUAUCGAUCUGGGAACUACCUAUUCCUGCGUUGGUAUCUUCCGCGAUGAUCGAAUCGAAAUCAUUGCCAACGACCAGGGAAACCGAACCACACCUUCCUUCGUUGCCUUCACCGACACUGAGCGUCUGAUCGGAGAUGCCGCCAAGAACCAAGUCGCCAUGAACCCUCACAAUACAGUCUUCGAUGCCAAGCGUUUGAUCGGACGCAAGUUCGCUGAUGCUGAGGUUCAGGCUGAUAUGAAGCACUUCCCAUUCACUGUCAUCGACCGUGCCGGAAAGCCAGUCAUUGAAGUUGAGUUCAAGGGUGAGAAGAAGCAAUUCACACCUGAGGAAAUCUCUUCGAUGGUCUUGGUCAAGAUGCGUGAGACUGCGGAGGCAUACCUUGGUGGAACUGUCAACAACGCUGUCGUCACUGUCCCAGCCUACUUCACCGAUUCACAACGUCAAGCCACAAAGGAUGCUGGUCUGAUCGCCGGUCUCAAUGUCCUGAGAAUCAUCAACGAACCAACCGCAGCCGCCAUUGCCUAUGGUCUCGACAAGAAGGUUGAAGGUGAACGCAAUGUUCUCAUCUUCGAUCUUGGUGGUGGAACUUUCGAUGUUUCCCUCUUGACCAUUGAGGAGGGUAUCUUCGAGGUCAAGUCCACUGCUGGUGACACUCACUUGGGUGGCGAGGACUUCGACAACAGACUUGUUAACCACUUUGUUAAUGAGUUCAAGAGAAAGCACAAGAAGGAUCUUUCUUCGAACGCCCGCGCCCUCCGUCGUCUCCGAACUGCUUGCGAGCGUGCAAAGCGUACCCUCUCUUCAUCCGCACAAACCUCCAUCGAAAUCGACUCACUCUUUGAGGGUAUCGACUUCUAUACCUCCAUCACCCGUGCUCGUUUCGAGGAGCUUUGCCAAGAUCUUUUCCGAUCAACCACCACCCCAGUCGACCGUGUCCUCGCCGAUGCCAAGAUUGACAAGUCGAAGGUCCACGAGAUCGUUCUUGUCGGAGGUUCCACUCGUAUCCCACGUAUCCAGAAGCUCAUUACCGACUACUUCAACGGAAAGGAGCCCAACAAGUCCAUCAACCCUGAUGAGGCUGUUGCCUACGGUGCUGCCGUCCAGGCUGCCAUUCUCUCUGGUGACACUUCAUCCAAGUCUACCAACGAGAUCCUCCUUCUCGAUGUCGCCCCAUUGUCUCUCGGUAUCGAGACCGCUGGUGGCCAGAUGACCAAGCUCAUUCCCCGCAAUACCACUAUCCCAACCAAGAAGUCAGAGGUCUUCUCUACCUUCUCCGACAACCAACCUGGUGUCCUCAUCCAAGUCUUCGAGGGUGAGCGUCAACGCACCAAGGACAACAACCUGUUGGGCAAGUUCGAGCUUACUGGCAUCCCACCCGCACCCCGUGGUGUUCCACAAAUCGAGGUCACCUUCGAUCUUGAUGCCAACGGAAUCAUGAACGUCUCUGCUCUCGAGAAGGGUACCGGCAAGUCCAAUAAGAUUGUCAUCACCAACGACAAAGGCCGUCUUUCCAAGGAGGACAUCGAGCGCAUGUUGGCUGAGGCAGAGAAGUACAAGGCUGAGGAUGAGGCUGAGGCCGGACGUAUUUCUGCCAAGAACGGUCUUGAGUCAUACGCCUACUCCCUCCGAAACACCCUCUCGGAUUCCAAGGUUGACGAGAAGCUUGAUGCUGCUGACAAGGAGUCGCUCAAGGCUGAGAUUGACAAGACCGUCGCCUGGUUGGACGAGUCCCAACAAGCCACCAAGGAGGAGUAUGAGGAACAUCAAAAGGAGCUCGAGGCCGUUGCGAAUCCUAUAAUGAUGAAAUUUUAUGGUGCAGGUGGCGAAGGUGGUGGAAUGCCCGGAGGUAUGCCAGGCGGUGGACCAGGUGGCUUCCCAGGUGCAGGCGGAGCUGGUGCUACACACGAUGAUGGCCCAACUGUUGAGGAGGUUGACUAGAUUGA
Messenger RNA from Mollisia scopiformis, 2125 nucleotides. Its product is annotated as putative heat shock 70 kDa protein 2. The record is from RefSeq and is a predicted model, not a curated record. Lineage: Eukaryota; Fungi; Ascomycota; Leotiomycetes; Helotiales; Mollisiaceae. Gene Ontology annotation, molecular function: heat shock protein binding; misfolded protein binding; ATP hydrolysis activity. The transcript has 4 exons. Gene Ontology annotation, cellular component: nucleus; plasma membrane; cytosol. Bases 153 to 2120 code for a protein of 655 amino acids. Gene Ontology annotation, biological process: cellular response to unfolded protein; protein refolding; vesicle-mediated transport.